Molecule: messenger RNA, 1873 nt
Organism: Nezara viridula (southern green stink bug)
Lineage: Eukaryota; Metazoa; Arthropoda; Insecta; Hemiptera; Pentatomidae
Source: the annotation of a GenBank genome assembly
CAAAGAAUGGUUUGAAUUUCUCGCGUUACGGCGAGUGGUGGGGGCAGAUCUAAAAGAUAAAAGAUAACACUUAAGCCUCGAGAGCUCCUGGUUGCCUCGGCCCACUUCUUCAUUGGCAGUCACCCAGAUGCACCGGAGGGCCCUCCAGGAAACCAAAAGAUAUAAGCUGGCAUAAAGACGACUGGCGUGGUGGAGUGUUAUCGUCCUGGCAAUUUGCGGAGCAGCCAUCUUGAGCCUAUCGACUUGGAAUAGAUUUCAAAACAACCCGACGGUGGUGUCCAUGGAAACGAAUUACAAAGACUGGAACACGUCUUUUCCCUCAGUUACGAUCUGUCCUUUGCCGAAAUACGAUCAAGAAAAUCUUGAUAAAAUAAUUUAUGAGAAAUUUUCUAACAUCAAGGAAAAGGAAACUGUCUUGGGAUUUUUUACGCAGCUUUCGAAUGCCUCUUUUGGAACGUUCAGUGAAGUGAGGACAAGCACCGAUGAAAUUGAACCAUCAACAUAUUGGAAGGUGGUCUGGAAAAUAGCUUUUCCUUUCACGUACAAUGUCAGCAACAGUAAUACUGAAGCUUAUAAUCAGACGGAAAUGAACCAAGUCGUCACGGAAGUUGGGUUCUGUUAUUCUUACAAUUCUCUCGCGACCAUCUACAACGAUCCCAAGAUGUGGGAAAGGAAGGAGUGGCAGUUGUUGACCGGACUACCGAUAUUUAGGAGCAGUCCACUAGAUGGAGACAUCUUUACACAAGUCAUGAACAUGAAUGCAGGAUAUCGGCUUUAUAUUUUGGACCCCACUGAGUUUCCAGAUGUUUCAAUACCACAAAUAGAAGGUUUCAACAAUUCCUACAAAACCUUGGACUUGACAGCCCUCAGCAUCGUCAGUGCAAAAGAAGUCGAGGAUCUAUCGAUCCAGCAGAGGAAGUGCAGACUGCCGCGGGAGUCGAACUUGCUCACGAGCCCGGUCUACAGCUACAACCUGUGCAGGAUGGAGUGCCGCAUCAAGGAAUGCUACGGCCUCUGUAAAUGCAUCCCAUACUUUUAUCGACCUACUGACAAUUAUCCGGUUUGCGAUUUGGAUGGCAUGCACUGUUUGGACAAACAUUCAGAACGGCUAGUCCGAAUGAUAGAUCCAAAUACUGGCCGAAAAAUUCCAUGUGAUUGUUUACAACUUUGUAAUGAAGUUAACUAUAUUGUAGACACCGACAACUCUAUGCCCUGGACACUUGGAACAAAUUUAAAAUGGGGCUUAACAAAAUAUCCAAAGUUUAGAUUAAAGAGAGGCAUACUUUUUGGUGAGACAGAAUUACUAGUGGCUGUUGGUGGUACUGUUGGCUUCUUCUUUGGCUGCAGUUUGCUCAGCUUUGCAGAAAUUAUCUAUUUCUUCACCCUUCACUUGUUCUGGUUUGUCAUGUACAAGAAACGAAGAUAAAAAUGAAAGAUUGAUUUAGUCACAAUAUAAUAACCAACAGUAAAAGAAUAGCUCUCAACACAAUCACUGCCACCAUCCCUUCAGAAUAAUCAACUCUAAUACUAAUGAGACGUGGAAGACAUCUUUACAGGCAGUGCUGGCCAUAGAGGUGGAGAGGGGAGGAGUCAACCGGGAUACGUAUUUACAAACCUUAUACGUAUUUAGACACCCUGUCUGAACUCGUCUAGAGUUUGUAGCGGCCCUGAGAGCUGGCCCAUUACAAACCCUUUGUGUUUAUACACUUUGUACUUAUUACUCUAGCCUAUUGACAGUAUUUUUUGUCGGUAAAAUAAAUAUUUAAAACAAAAUUAAUUUUUUGUUUAUAUUACAUACAACAUAAUAUGGUUAUCUUUAUCCUUAUUUUUUUUCUCUAAGACAUUAUUCAAUUAGUGUCAAUCAAUUUCUACA